Molecule: messenger RNA, 222 nt
Organism: Perkinsus marinus ATCC 50983
Lineage: Eukaryota; Perkinsozoa; Perkinsida; Perkinsidae
Exons: 2
Source: RefSeq, a predicted model, not a curated record
AUCAUCCAGAAGCACUGCAGCCGGUCACGCCAAACGAUGAUGUUCAGCGCCACUAUGAAUCAGGAGGUGUUGAAACUUGCCAAGGUGGUCUUAUCCAAACCUCUCACUAUUGCGACCACCAAGGCCAACCGGGUAGCCCCCACGUUGACACAGGAAUUCGUAAGAUUCUUCGGGCGAGCGGUAAGGGAGGCUGCCGCAUCACUGUCCCCUCCUCAGAUUCGA